This is a messenger RNA of Diprion similis, 6626 nucleotides long. RefSeq names its product protein Shroom (gene Shrm). The record is from RefSeq and is a predicted model, not a curated record. Gene Ontology annotation, cellular component: adherens junction; cortical actin cytoskeleton; apical junction complex. NCBI's taxonomy places the organism in Eukaryota, Metazoa, Arthropoda, Insecta, Hymenoptera, Diprionidae. Gene Ontology annotation, molecular function: actin filament binding. Gene Ontology annotation, biological process: actin filament organization. Bases 1 to 6444 code for a protein of 2147 amino acids. The transcript is spliced from 15 exons.
AUGGAACCCGAGUCAGGACUCGUGCAGCCUGUGAUGCGAGCAACGCGGAACGCGAUGCUGCGCUCGGCGGCAAUGACCAGAACUAUCCCUGCCCUUGCCAAGAACUCGAGCAAAGCGUCGGAAAACUUGCGUGCAAAUGAAAGUUGCGUAAGCGGUGUCGGGGGCGGUGGGGGUGGAGGCGGGCUGGGAAAAUGGCUGAGAGAACACCUCGGAGGAUCGAGAGGAAGCCACGAGGUUAGCUCCGGUUCGGUGAAACGGAACGUGAGCAGCGUCGGCAGCGUCGAUAGGGAAGGCGUAGCCGUUCUAGGGGGCGUUGAAAAAUCGGCGCCCAGGUUAACGUACGCCUCGCAAAACCUCUACUGCAGUCUGCCACGCGAGCACGGUCGUCCCUUUCACAAUGGCGCUGCUGUGCGGAAAGUAAGCCCGGUCGAAAUUCAAGGCCACAAUCGGCCGCGGUCGAACAGUGAUAAUUAUUGGGGGAAAAACACGCCGCCGACGCCCGUUCCGCCGGUAUUAAAACGCGGCGGGCCUGUUUACAGCAGCGAUGGGAAGAGCAUGCGGCGGCGGAACCGCGACCGCCGUCGACACUCUCUGAACGAAGCACAGGAGGAACGGAUUAUACUCGCGGGGCAAGGAAAUCGGUGUAUCCCGGAUGGCGGGGACGUCGGGCGCACGAUGACGGAUUUGCAACCGUCGCCGCCAGGAUAUCGCGGCCAGGAUGAACCCCCGGGUCCCGCCAGAUCGCCGGCAUCAACACCCUUCCAGCCACCGUACAAAAACGCGAGCUCGUCUUAUUCGGCUGAGAUCUACAACGGCAAGCAACCCUCGUCGCCUCGCGGUGGGCAGGCCGACUUUUAUCACAUUCACAAAAAUGACGGGUCGAGAAACGAUAUUGGGAAGAAAAAGACCUCGCACGUCGCGAUGUACAACGACGGAUACAAGAAGAAUACUCCUGGGUAUAAAAACGACAGCGGCUACAGCGAAAGUUCGGGCUUUGGAAGCUACAGUUUGCCGCUCAGCGAGCGUGACGAAGCUUCACCACCUCCGACUCCCCCCGUUCGAGACGCGUCGAGUCUCAAAGGAGUCUGCUACGGUCCUGGGCACGAGAAGUAUCCGUCGUGGCCAAGCGCUCCUGAGCACCACACCCACGACGAAGACCUCCACGCGGCCUCGUCUCUUCAUGGCGGUUCCCACCGUUCGAAAUCUUGGACCGACCAUACCAGCUACCCCAAGGAAAAACCUGCUCAGUACACGAGGCCCCACGCGAAGAGGCCGAACCCAGCAUUUACUCAGCAGUUGAAAACUGUGAUGGAACGCUGCGAGAAAAUACCUGCGGAAACGUACGAGUCUCGGAACCGGAGCAACGUCGAAGCGACGGAAUCGAGGCUUUGGCCACGCGUAGAUCGCGAGGGUAAAUCGAUAGGCGACGUCGAGUAUGUCGCCCCUUCGCCUCCGGAACGUGAACAGCAACCCCCACAGACCCUCAGCCAUGCCGACCUCGAGGCCUAUGUCAGGAGCUAUCAGGACCCCCAGGUCGACUUGUACCAAGAAAGCUCCCUCACUCAGGCAGGUCUCGAAGAGUACUCGAGGGUCCAGCACUCCCAGCAGGCCAGCUACGCGCAGUCCGAAGGAUACCACAGCUACGUUUCCAGUGUAGACUCGACGACGAACACCCCGUUUUUGGACAGACUGAGAAGAGACAGCGAGGCCGUAGCUCAACGGGUAGUGUCGUCGUGGGAGGACACGAGAGAAGGAAGAGACAGCGUCGUUACGACGUCGAGCGGAAGUGCUUCGAGCAGCGAGACGCUCAAGUGGCAUGGUUCGAUGUCGGACGUGAGUGUGGCGAGCGGACUUCCGGCGCGUCAGGUGGGCCUUCCGGAGAAAUGGCUGCACCACGGCUCGAUGUCCGACGUAAGUAUAAUCUCACCGCAGAAGCAACAGUCCCCGAAUUUACGGGACCAGCACAAGUGGCAGGGGUCUUUGAGCGACGUAAGUUUGGCGAAGAACGCCCGGAAGCAGGAAAAAUGGCAGAGCUCGAUGAACGACAGGAAUAAACGUGCCGGAAGGGCCGGACCCGAAAACGCUGACGAUGUUGCCACCGAGUGGCAGGAGACCGGAACCGAGGGUAAAAUUUGGCCGGAAAACAACGUCGCCGAGAAGUACGUCCUCCACCCUCAACCCACCCCACAGAGUCCUGAUGAAUGGAUACCGCAUCAUGGAUCCAUGUCGGAUCUCAGCACCGCCGGACUACAGAGCAGCAAGCAACUCAUCGCUCACAGUGCCAGGGUUCAGACUCCUCAGAGACAUCAUUCUGAGAGUGUUUUGUACCUUGAUCGCGAACGGAGUCAAAGAAAACUGCAGUAUGCCGGUGGAACGCAUUCUCAGACUUCACAGGACUCCGGACAGUCGUCGUCUAUGAGAAUGGCUCCAACGUCACCCCAGCAGCCGCAGCUUUCAGUGGCGGAGCGAAUAAGCGAGCUGGAAAAACAGCAGCAGCAACAAAUGCGGUACACGUAUCUCGACCCGGACAAACGUCACCGAGUUUCGGAUCCGACGUUAAAGGCGAUCCAGAAGAAGGCGUUACUCUCGUUCUACGAACGGCAUCACCAAGCUUCCUGGAGGUCCGAGCCGCAGCUUGCUCAGGGCGUCGCGACGCCCGCCCCCCAAAGUCCACCCCCGCAACCACCCCCGAGACCGAGGCCGGCGUCCUCGAGGAGGGCGAGUUCAGCCUCGGAUUACGCGAGCGGUGGAGCCUGGCGGGAAAAAUCAGGACGAGGUUCAAACGUCCCGGAAAUUUCGAGCCCUUGCAGCCCCAAGCAUCAGCACAGCAACAGCUGCGGUAGCCUUUCGACGGAUCUUUUAGGACCCGUCAUCGUCGGCCAGGCGAUUUCCAUCGACGAUUGGGUUCCUGAAAGACCGCCGAAAAAACCUCACCUCAGAAAUGCCUACAAUGAUCGCGUUCCCAGCCCCGACCUUCCGCCUCCGUCACCCCCGACGGUCACCGAACACGAGGUUCUCAACUGCGAUGAUCCUCUGCCUCCGCCCCCGAGUGACCUGCAGAACGACGCGAUCUGCGGACAGAUCGAUACUAAGGAGAAUUCUCACACGGAUAGACACGCCGUUGGAAAUGAUUUGUUGCAGAGGACGCAACAACCGGAGCGACAAUCGACUCGUCGCUCCUCGAAACACGGCCACAAACGGGACCAAGAUCGUGUGAAAUCGCCGAGCAAAUCGUCAGGCGAAAAGAGCAGCAACCUGCACUUCGUGCGCUCCUCGACGAGCCUAAAACAAGCAGAAUCGGGUCCAGCGGUGGAAAACGGAGUCUCAGCAGGAUUCGCAACGCACCGAAUGGUGCCGACGGGUCGUUCGAGUCUGCGCUACCCGGCAACGCAGAAACUGAUGGUUAACGGACGGGUGGCACCACUUCCGGCGCGACGGUUGUCCGAAGAGCGCAUCGUGUUUCCGGCGCGACCGCCGGCGCAGCUUCCCGAUCUUAUUUCGCAGCGGUACAGUGACUCCGGGAACCAGAGACCGGCCCCCCAGGUUCCGGUCGAGCCGAGGAUCCUGCGGCAGGAGUCGAUGCGCGCCGAAAGCUGUGCCAGGAUCGACGCUUCCGGUCUGCUUCGCAACGAUUCCCAAAGGCUCGAGUCCUCCAGCGGUCAGCGGCCGCAACCGCAGGUCCCAAAAACCGAGUCGAAGGGCCCAGCGCAGCCCCCAAGGCCCAACUACCUGCCGCUGCUCCAGGAGGCCUCUAAGUACCCGGAGAACGGGCUCAACUUCACACUUGGAAGCCCAGUCAAGACGAGCUACGAAGCCAGCUCGAAACUCUUCGCCGAAGGCAGUCCUCAAAAGUAUCACGAACCCCCGAAGUAUGUGCCCAACUCUCAGAGAACGAUGCAGGAGAAUGGACAGAGGAACUAUUACGCCCUUCCUCCGAAGUACGCCGACCUUACACCAGCCCAAAAACCUCAGCCUCAGACCCCAGUCGAUAGAUAUUCCGCUGGAUCAUCGCCCGGAUCACCACCCCCGCCGCCAUUGGCACCCAGGCUGAGUACAUCCGGUAGGAAAUCACUUCCGCCACCGCCGAGACCGGCUCCUCCUCAUGGGCAGCAGCAGGGAAGCCAAUCGAAGGCCUCGUACCUUGCCUAUCGUAGGGAGCGAGGCGCCCCCGACAGCGAAGGUAGCUACAAACGAACCAUGUCGCCAACGGCACGUCUCGACGACUGGCCGCCAUUGCGAGACCACGACGACCCGGUUCUCCUUCGAGUAACACCCCGUCAUCCGCAACACCAUCAUCACCAUCCCGAUCAACAGCUGCCGAAGUCUCACAGCGUCGACGCGCUGCAUCAUCGCCUGGAGGAAAGGGCCGCGCACUCGGUCGAGGUGAUUGGAAAGCUCUCCUAUGACCUGAGCAAAAAACUUCAGGCCACCGAGGUGCGUCCACUCCGAGGUGAGGGCGUCAAUAACACCCUCAACAAAGUCAUCGCCAAUAACAACAACAACAACAACAACAACAUCAACAACCACCUGGACUCGAGUCAUCAACAGCCGGGAGUCACGGAUUCACCUGACCGGAAGGAGAGGAUAUCACCUCAGAGUAUCGAGGUACUUAACGAUCGGAACCGGCAGUUGGAACGAGAGCGACGGAAGUUGGCUGCGAGUUGUGAACCGAGUCCUCAGAGGCGGUCCCAGGAUCGCGAGAUCCUCUCGAGCUCGGAUAGCUUCCAACAGCAUCAUCAACAGCGGGAAAGAUCGGCGACGAUCGAGAUGACCUCGAGGAACGUUGAGCUCUUGAAUCGGCGGAACGCCCUCGGCGAGAAACGGCUCAUCACCGAGGCCUCCAGGCCGCCACCGGUUAUCGAGAAACCACCACCCCCGACGUCGUCGCCACCGAGAACGCCGGAAGUCGAGAGACGGAGGCCCGGAACCGAUUCACCACGUCGUUCCGGGAGCUGCUCGAGUUCCUCGUCGUCGUCGUCAUCGUCGUCGUCGACGAGGGUCUCGGACCCUGGCAACAACCCCGAGAAGACGUCGCCGCCAAAUUCACCCAACGUAUCGGCAGCCGAAUCGGCAAGCUUCGUUGAACGGAUAAGCGUCGUCUCGUCGAGACGGACGGUGUCCAGUCCUACCCAGACGGACGACGAUCGUCGCGAUGAAUCCUCGGAGUCGAAUCAGGCUAAAUACAGCCAGACUACCGGAGGGAUCGAAUCGGCCGAUUUGGGAAACGAGAGGACGGCCAUCACGUCGCCCUGCGUUUCACCCCAACCUGGGAUCGAGGGUCUUACCCUUGUUCAAAGGACGGAGAUCGUUCUCAGGGUAAACGCGGCUACCAGCGAUGCCGCAUCCCAGACUGAGAUCAUCACCGAGGAUGGUAGGGAGGCGAGGAUCGACGAGGCGCUCGAGGAUUCUCAGGACGAUGUCGUACCGGAACCGAGGAGGAAGCUGCAGGAGGAAAUCGAGUGCGAGGAACUCAGCAGAGAUCUGGCUAGUCAGCUUAGUCCCAACGACAAGCUAGUAACGAUCUUAGUCCCGAUUCCGGAACACAAAAAGCCUACCGACUACGUCUCUGGAUUGUUCAGGGUGGAAGCCACACUUCAGCCUCGGCCAAGGAGGCGACUUUCUCUUUCUAUACAGGAGGAAACCCCACAGAGUCCAACGUCAACGUCGAAUCGACCCGAAGACAUCAAGAUCGAGACGCCGACGUCGUCGACGAUUCCAACGCCGGAAGUAUCAACGCCAGAUCCAACAAGUCCGCUGUCACCAACAUCCGCGUAUUUCACAACCUCGGAAGGCAAGGCGAGAUUUUUGACGAGGUAUUCGCGCGACGUAACGGAAGAAUCGAUUCCAACUUCCGUCGGAAACGAGGGCAGCAACGACUCGGCGCAAUCAAUCGUUGCCGACAAUCAGGAUCUCAAACAGAAAAAGGAGGAGCUGGUCGUACGCCUUGACAGAAAGCUCGUCGUCCUUCGAGCCGAACAGGAAGCUGUGCGAGAAGAAGGUGACGUCAACGAUGCUCUGGGUGCCAGAGUCACGUCUCGAGUGACGGCGGUUGCUCGGCCAGCCGAAGCCUCCAAGUACAGACUCCACGUCGAGGAAGUUGGCAAAAUAACGAGCCUUCUUCUUGGUCUCAGCGGAAGACUUGCGCGUGCUGAAAACGCGCUUUACGGAAUGCCAGUCGACCACGCCGAGCGGAAAAUCUUGGAGAGCAAGAGAGACAAGCUGUUGGAUCAACUCGAGGAGGCAAAAGUGUUGAAGAGCAAUAUUGACAAGAGAAGCGUCAGCGUCUCGGCAAUAUUGUCGAAAUAUUUGAACGAGGAGGAAUACGCCGAUUACCAGCACUUCAUAAACAUGAAGGCGAAACUGAUAAUGGACGGUCGUGAGAUCCAGGACAAAGUGAAAUUGGGAGAAGAGCAGCUUACAGCCCUGAAAGAAGCCAUCGAUUAAAUUUAGUUCAUUGUUGUUGUUGUUAUUCUUGUUGUUUUUGUCGUUGUAGCAAUGUUAUGUCGCGAAAACAAUGUCGGACUUGCAUAUAUUGUGGUUAAGUUAAAGUCUGCAGUGUUAUUAAUAAUAAGUAUUAAUUUAUGAGUCGCGGCAGUAAUGAUCAGAUAUUUAAAAAGUUUUGAGAG